Dendroctonus ponderosae (mountain pine beetle) is the source of this 1870-nucleotide messenger RNA. It is a transcript of the gene SCCRO, whose product is annotated as DCN1-like protein 1. The transcript has 3 exons. Gene Ontology annotation, molecular function: cullin family protein binding; ubiquitin-like protein binding; ubiquitin conjugating enzyme binding. Gene Ontology annotation, cellular component: ubiquitin ligase complex. The coding region runs from base 250 to 1155 and encodes 301 amino acids. Lineage: Eukaryota; Metazoa; Arthropoda; Insecta; Coleoptera; Curculionidae. Gene Ontology annotation, biological process: protein neddylation; positive regulation of ubiquitin-protein transferase activity. The record is from RefSeq and is a predicted model, not a curated record.
AAAUCUGACUCUAAUUUCGCAAGUCCCAUGGAGCCUCGAAACUGCCUUACUGCAUCCUCUUCGAUACUGGUGCCUAAGCAGGCUAGAUAGCUUCAAAAUCAUAUUAAAAAAUUGGCUUUGGAUAUGUUCAACGCGUCCACUUUAGAUCACUUUUCAUUUUUAAUGUAUUCUAUUAAAAAGUACCCGUAAAAUGCCCCACUUUCGAAGUCCUCUUUAGUGUACAGUUCGCUUGACAGCUGGUUUGUGUUUAUGCACUGUUUUGAGGUUAACUGGAAGAAACUGCUGCGAAUCUGCAACAAAAUAGCAGAAUUAUUAGUCAAAUGUUUUAUUUUCAUUAAUAAAUUAUUAGUUAGUCAUUUUUUCCUUAAAAUGCAUAAACUGAAGUCCUCGCAAAGAGACAAGGUGAAAAAGUUCAUUUCGUUCACGCAAACAGGCGAGAGCACCGCAAUUUACUGUCUAACCCAGAAUGACUGGAAGCUGGACCUGGCUAGCGACAACUACUUCCAAAAUCCAGACGCGUACUACAAGGAGACUCGAAGCAUAGACAAAAAGAAACUAGAAAUCCUGUACAUUAGGUAUAAAGACCCGAACGAGCCAGAUAAGAUCUCAGUGGACGGAAUAAUGAAAUUUCUUGAUGAUUUAGGAUUACCCCCUGAGUCCAAGCUAGUGCUCAUUGUUGCCUGGAAAUUCAAGGCAGCCACUCAAUGCGAAUUUUCCAGGGACGAAUUUAUCAAUGGCAUGACCGAUUUGGGCUGCGAUACCAUCGAUAAACUCAAACAGAGAUUGCCUAGCAUGGAAAACGAAUUGCGCGACGCUUUCAAAUUCAAAGAUUUCUAUCAGUUCACGUUUAACUUUGCCAAAAAUCCCAACCAGAAGGGCAUAGAUCUGGACAUGGCUAUUGCCUACUGGAACAUUGUGCUAAAGGGCAGGUUCAAGUUUCUGGAAUUGUGGUGCACAUUUCUACAGGAAAACCACAAACGAUCCAUACCAAAAGAUACGUGGAACCUGCUGCUGGACUUUGCGCAACAAAUCUCCGAUGACAUGAGCAACUAUGACGAAGAAGGAGCCUGGCCGGUGCUGAUUGACGAUUUCGUCGAAUGGGCAUCAUCCAAAUCGAAAGAGAACCAGCCUCACAGCACGAGUCACCUCGAAUAACAGUGACUGAGAGCUCGUUUCCAGGUCUUUCCGUUAAAGAUGCAUUCGCUAUUGUGUACAUAAUAUUAAAGAGGCCGCGUGAGUAGACGAUUAAUGAUGCUCCGAGUAGAUUCUGGAAGCGACCCGGAGCAAGAGUGGUGUGAGUGCGGCAAUAGUGAUCAGCGACCAAUUCGCAGAACCCUUUCGUGUAUUGAGUUUAAUAUAUUUUAUGUAUAUAGUGCGUUGAGAAUGGGCGUCUCACUGGAAAUUAUCAAUGUGGUUUCAAUCGGCUAUUACCAGUACAGGGUGCCCAAAAGUUUAAAUUCGUUCGCAACGUUUAGGAACAAGCCGCAAAUGUUCAACUGAUACCCAAAGUCGCACAACUUUCACCAAUAAUGACUUGAGUUUGGAUACCUUGUAUUUAUGUAAACCAUCUUUAAGAUAAUUAUAAGAAAUUGUUCAAAAAAAGCUCUCCGUCUGCUGGAGUAGAUGAAAUUAAAAAAUGUAUUGGCAGUGAAAGUGAAUAUUUAAGGUGUAAUGUAGUGAAGGUUGCCCAUCGUAUCUCUGUAUUAACUCUAGAUUAUUCACUUGCAUUCAUUUCUAACAACGAAAGUACAAAAAACCCAUUUUGGACGUUUUGGCAACAUGGUGCAAUAUUCUAAAACGUGUUUUUAUUAUUAAUCGAGUAAUAUUGUGGACAUUUGGCUUAUCCAGCAUUAAACUAGCUGCACUUAAA